AUGUCAUCCCGAGAGGUCGCCGAAGACCACAUUGCGGAAGGAGCUGGCGUGGUUGAAGUCAGCUCUGAGAGCUUUGACCUGUCAGCUUCUUCCUCUGACAAAGCCAAAGAAGCCCAGGUAGCUCAAGGGGAAGUCAUAUUCGAUGCGUCAGAGGAUGAUUAUCCCGCACCCACAGAGGAAGAGAGUACAACGUUACGCAAGGUGGCAGGAUCCAUGCCCCUAGUCUCCUUUUCCCUUUGUUUAGUUGAACUUGCCGAGCGUGCAUCCUACUAUGGUGCUUACACUGUCUACUCAAACUUUGUCGAGUUCCCACUGCCAAAGGGCGGUAAUGGUGCCGGUGCACCUCCAAGAGGAUCACAAGAGACAGCCGGAGCUUUGAAUAUGGGCCUCCAAGCAAGUGACGCCCUGGUCUUAUUAUUCGUCUUCCUUGCAUACAUUGUGCCGAUCUUUGGAGGCUGGUGGGCAGAUGUCUACGUUGGCCGUUACAAGGCCAUCGUUGUUGGCGUUCUGAUCUGUGGUGUCGCACAUAUCAUUCAGAUCGUUGGUGCUAUUCCAUCUGUUCUCCAGGCGGGAACAAGUCACUCCGCGCCGCCAUUCAUUAUUGGACUUUUGGUUUUGGCGUUCGGUGCUGGAGUCUUCAAGCCCAACAUUGCACCCACAAUUCUAGAUCAAAACCGACACAAAACACCUUAUGUGAAGACAUUGAAAUCCGGGGAGAAAGUCAUUGUCGAUCCAGAGGCAACUGCUACCCGAACUAUGCUAUUAUUCUAUGGCUUCAUCAAUGUCGGUGCUUUCUACAUGCUGGCCACUACAUACGCUGAGAAGUAUGUUGGAUACUGGCUUGCAUUCCUGUUGUCGGGAAUUAUCUACUUCAUGCUCCCGAUUCUUCUGUUUGCUGUCUAUAAGAAGACACACAAGGAGCCCCCUAACGGAGGGAAAGAAAUUAACGAAGCCUUCAAAAUAAUGGGGUCCGCCCUUCGCCAUAACAAGUUCCAAGUGUGGCGCAAGGGCUUUUGGGAUACAGUAAGGCCGUCGAACCUCCAGGCCAAAGGCAUCACCGUUGGAUGGACUGAUGCUGCUGUGGAUAAAGUUUCCAAGACUAUGGCUGCAUGUGAUAUAUUUUGCUUUAUGCCUAUCUGGAUUUUGAACGACGGGGGCAUCGGUUCCGUCUCCACAAACCAAGGCGCUUCCAUGGUUACCAAUGGUGCACCUAACGAUCUCCUCAGCAACUUCAACGCUAUCACUAUUAUUGUCGCCAUCCCCAUUUUGACAUAUGUAAUCUACCCAGCUUUGGACCGUCGCAACAUUCGAAUUGGACCAAUCAGCCGUAUCACUUUUGGAUUCAUUCUGGCCGCGAUCUCGGGACUUGCUGGUACUCUCGUUCAAUGGAAGGUGUACAGCCUGUCACCCUGUGGAUCUUAUGCAUCCACCUGCUCCGAAGUCGCAAAUAUCAGCAUUUGGUGGCAGAUUCCCAAUCUUGCUCUUGGAGCUCUGAGCGAGUGCUUCUGUAAUGUCACCGCUUACGAACUCGCCUAUGCAAGAUCUCCUAAGAGUAUGAAAGGCCUAGUCAUGGCCAUUUUCCUGUUCACAAAUGCGCUGUCGAGUGCUAUUGGUGAGAUUUUGGUUCCAGUCACCGUCGAUCCCUACUUGACCUGGAUCUGGGGGGCUCCUACCGUCGCUUUGGUACUGCAGACUAUCAUUUUCUGGUGGAGAUUCAGACAUCUUGACAAUGAGACUUAUGUCGCGGAUCUUGUUGACGAGUCUUGGAUUCCAGAGGAACAGAACGAGAAGGGUCUUGUUAUCCGCGCGACAGAAGAGUGA
Messenger RNA from Penicillium verhagenii, 1821 nucleotides. Its product is annotated as putative MFS peptide transporter. The record is from RefSeq and is a predicted model, not a curated record. The coding region runs from base 1 to 1821 and encodes 606 amino acids. NCBI's taxonomy places the organism in Eukaryota, Fungi, Ascomycota, Eurotiomycetes, Eurotiales, Aspergillaceae. Gene Ontology annotation, molecular function: dipeptide transmembrane transporter activity. The transcript has 4 exons. Gene Ontology annotation, cellular component: membrane. Gene Ontology annotation, biological process: transmembrane transport.